Molecule: messenger RNA, 1686 nt
Organism: Jatropha curcas
Lineage: Eukaryota; Viridiplantae; Streptophyta; Magnoliopsida; Malpighiales; Euphorbiaceae
Product: mitochondrial import inner membrane translocase subunit TIM50
Source: RefSeq, a predicted model, not a curated record
UAGAUAACAUGCUCAAAAUUUCACAGCUGCUGUAAUAGGACGCACACUCGAGUUUUCUCUCUCCCAAAAUCCCACGCAAACUCAUCCAAAACCCUAUUUAAACCCUAAACUUCCCAAAACCUUGAAAAGCCCUAACAAUGGCUUCAAUUGUACCUCGAUCUCGCAUUUUUUCAAUACUGUUGAGAAAUAGGAAACCUGAUCGGCGGUUUUUUAGCUCAAACGUAGACAAAGAGUCGAUCAUCUCUUCUCAGUCUAUCAUCCCCGAUCAAGCCGCGGAGACGGUAGCGCCUGCGGCGGAGCCAGCGGCUGAGGCUGCAGCGUCGGGCUCGGAGAAGAAAGGUUGGAGUUUUUUGAAGUAUGGGAUCAUUUCUUCUCUCACUGGAGCUGCUGGUUAUGCUGGCUACGCAACUUACGCUUAUUCAUUGGAUCAAGUAGAGGAGAAGACGAAGGCAUUGAGAGAAUCUACAAACUAUAAGGCUGGUGAAGAUGCAUCCUCCAUUGAGAAGUAUCAGGCUUUGCUCUAUUCUGCUGCAAUGACAGUCCCUGCUAAAGCAGUUGAACUUUACUUGGACCUGAGGAGGACGAUUGAAGAGCAAGUUAAAGGUUUUACUGAACCUACCUCAGAUAAGCUUCUACCUGAUUUGCAUCCCUCCGAGCAACAUGUUUUUACACUUGUUUUGGAUCUUAAUGAGACGAUUAUUUACAGUGAUUGGAAGCGUGAUAGAGGCUGGCGAACUUUCAAAAGACCUGGAGUCGAUGACUUCUUGCAACACCUUGCAAGGUUGUAUGAAGUUGUGGUGUAUUCUGACCAGCUGAAUAUGUAUGUCGAUCCUGUUAUUGAAAGGUUGGACACCAACCACUGUAUACGAUAUAGGCUAUCAAGGGGUGCUACCAAGUAUCAGGAUGGCAAGCACUAUAGAGAUCUCUCAAAACUCAAUAGAGACCCAGGUAAGAUCAUAUAUGUGAGUGCUCAUGCAUUUGAAAACAGCCUUCAGCCAGAGAAUGGUGUCCAAAUCAAGCCAUUUAAGAUUGAUGAGAAAGGAGAUGAAUCUGUGGAUACAACACUUUUGGAUCUCAUUCCCUUUCUUGAAUAUGUUGCUCGUGCAAGUCCAGCUGAUAUCAGAAAAGUGCUAGCAUCUUAUGACAGGCAGGAUAUUGCAAAAGAGUUCAAGGAACGAUCCAAGGAAACUCAGAGGCGAAUGCAAGAACAGAGGCAACAAGGUUUCUUCUUCAGACGUUGAGGUUGGGGCUAAUGUUAAAAAAACAUAAAUACAUAAUCUGACGUAUUUUUAGGAGAUGUAUUUGAAGCUGCUGUUGUUGAAAGGCACGAAGCCCUUUUUAUUCUUACCAAGAAGCAGCAAUUUCGGAUGAUAAAGUUCUGAUGAGAUCACUUUCUCUUCCUCAUUUAAGUCGUGGGCAAGAGAUAUGUCAUUUUUGCUAUAACAACAAGUUAAAUAUACAUGACAAUUGAGUGUUGGGCGUUCUUUUUUGUUGUUACAUGAACAAUUAAAAAUUUAUAGUAUUGAAAUAAUUAUAGUUCCCUUGCCAGUCUAACCCAUCGAGGAUUCAGAUAACUAGUGAAAUUUGGAGAGCCCGUCAACUGUACAUAUUAUGAUUUGUGAAUACCGAUAAUUUCUGUUCAGUAAUUUGUCAAAUUUGCCAGUCGAAUGUUAAUGUUUUUUGUUA